Molecule: messenger RNA, 1981 nt
Organism: Diospyros lotus (date-plum)
Lineage: Eukaryota; Viridiplantae; Streptophyta; Magnoliopsida; Ericales; Ebenaceae
Exons: 6
Coding region: 79-1683 (534 amino acids)
Biological process (GO): GMP biosynthetic process
Cellular component (GO): cytosol
Molecular function (GO): ATP binding; GMP synthase (glutamine-hydrolyzing) activity; GMP synthase activity
Source: RefSeq, a predicted model, not a curated record
UAGAACCCUACUUCCAUCAAUCGCCAAAAACCCUACUUUCCUCCCUCUCUUUCUCGCCGCCGGCGACUUUCAGACGCCAUGGAGGCUCAGGCGGUGAAGACGAACCUCGUUCUCAUAUUGGACUUUGGUUCGCAGUACACUCACCUCAUCACCCGCCGAAUCCGGAGCCGCUCCGUCUUCUCUCUGUGCGUCUCCGGCACGUCCUCUCUCAAAUCCAUCGCCGACCUCAACCCUAGCGUAAUCGUCCUAUCCGGCGGCCCCCACUCGGUCCACGCUCCAGAUGCGCCGUGUUUCCCGGACGGAUUCAUCGAAUACGUGGAGUCCAACGGCGUGUUCGUUCUCGGCAUAUGUUAUGGCUUGCAGUUGAUCGUGCAGCGGCUUGGCGGCGAGGUGAGGAUUGGGGAAAAGCAGGAGUAUGGGAGGAUGGAGAUUGAGGUGGUGAAGGAUUGCGGCCUGUUUGGGUCCAAGAAGGUUGGGGAUAGUCAGGUCGUGUGGAUGAGUCACGGCGACGAGGCAGUCAGACUGCCCGAUGGGUUUGAGGUGGUGGCGCGGAGCCAGCAGGGGUCAGUGGCGGCGGUGGAGAACCCUGCUCGGCGGUUUUAUGGGCUUCAGUAUCAUCCGGAGGUAACACAUUCACCAGAAGGCAUGGAGACACUGCAGUAUUUUCUCUUUGAUGUUUGUGGAGUGACCGCAGGCUGGAAGAUGGAAGAGGUACUUGAUGAAGAAACAGAAGUUAUCAAAGGCAUGGUGGGACCUGAUGAUCACGUAAUUUGUGCAUUAUCUGGGGGUGUGGACUCCACAGUUGCAGCCACCCUUGUUCAUAGGGCAAUUGGAGACAGGCUUCAUUGUGUUUUUGUUGACAAUGGUUUAUUGAGGUACAAGGAGAGAGAGCGGGUGAUGGAAACCUUCGAGAAGCAUCUUCACUUGCCUGUUACCUGCGUUGAUGCAACAGAGCAAUUUCUUAGCAAGCUGAAAGGUGUAGUUGAUCCUGAGAUGAAGAGGAAAAUCAUUGGAAAGGAAUUCAUCUGCAUCUUUGAUGCUUUUGCUCAAGAUUUGGAGCAUAAAUUAGGAAAGAGACCUGCUUACUUAGUCCAAGGAACUUUAUAUCCGGAUGUGAUUGAAUCUUGUCCACCCCCUGGAAGUGGAAGAAACCACUCUCAUACAAUCAAGAGCCAUCAUAAUGUUGGAGGGCUCCCAAAGGACAUGAAGUUGAAGCUCAUUGAACCGCUUAAACUUUUAUUCAAGGAUGAGGUUCGUGAAUUGGGGAGGAUCUUGGAUGUUCCUCAGAGAUUUCUUAAACGCCAUCCAUUCCCUGGACCUGGGCUUGCAGUACGAGUUUUGGGUGAUGUCACUGAAGGAAAUGCCUUGGAGAUCCUUCGCCAGGUGGAUGAGAUAUUCAUUCAGUCAAUUGAUGAAGCUGGUAUUUAUGAUUCUAUAUGGCAAGCCUUUGCUGUGUUUUUGCCAAUAAAAUCUGUUGGAGUUCAAGGAGAUCAAAGAACACAUUCCCAUGUUGUUGCUCUUAGAGCUGUCACAAGUCAAGAUGGGAUGACUGCAGACUGGUACAAUUUUGAGCACAAGUUCCUUGAUGAUGUGGCCAGAAAGAUUUGCAACAGCGUCCGGGGAGUCAACAGAGUUGUUCAAGAUAUUACAUCAAAGCCUCCUUCAACAAUCGAGUGGGAAUGAUACUAUGUACUUGGAUUAGUUUCUAGGGUAUAUAGCUUGUCUUGCACUUCAAACGUGGGUGAGGGCGGCAAGAAAAGUAACGAGUCAUUGGGAUGUUUGGGCCUAAACUUGAAACAUGCAAUGUACUCGGCCCUGGAUCUUGUAGGGAUUCUUUCUAUGACAUUGCUUUGAACUAUCAAUAAAUUUUUGUUGAAGCAAAUGUUUUACUUUUCAAGUGCAGGCUGUUCAUCCUACAUGUAUUUUGAUUGUUACAGAUCUAGUCUACUAUUCAGAAUUAAUGAAUGUGUUUUUUAUUUAA